AUGGUUCAAUCGAGCGCUGUCGUUUUGAUGUUAAUGGCAAUGUGCUUGACAUCUGAAUUAGCCCAAUCUUCUUACUCCUCACCGCCGUCACCUUCACCCAUGAAAUCUCCGCCUUCGGAAUUGACUCCUACUCUGGAACCAGCCACCGCACCUCAGUCUAAGCCACCUGUCUCUGCUGCUGCACCUGAAAAGAGCAAUCCCCCGCCAGUACCCUCUCCAUCUGAGCUCGAAUCUCCUCCUCCUUCUCCAGUAGCUACUCCUUCCUCAAUCUCUGCAGCGCCAUCUGAGGCUCCUUCACCAAUUGAAAACAAUGCCGUUUCGAACAGAUUAGCUAUUUCUGAAACUGCGGCUGCCGGUCUCUUCGCUGCCGUUUUGUUGAUGUAG
Manihot esculenta (cassava) is the source of this 384-nucleotide messenger RNA. RefSeq names its product classical arabinogalactan protein 1. The record is from RefSeq and is a predicted model, not a curated record. Lineage: Eukaryota; Viridiplantae; Streptophyta; Magnoliopsida; Malpighiales; Euphorbiaceae. The coding region runs from base 1 to 384 and encodes 127 amino acids. The transcript has a single exon.